Messenger RNA from Effrenium voratum, 1650 nucleotides. Lineage: Eukaryota; Dinophyceae; Suessiales; Symbiodiniaceae. The record is from the annotation of a GenBank genome assembly.
UGGCUCAGAAAGGGCCUGCGAUAAGGUGCUGACACGGUAACCGAGCCCUGCGUUUCAACCCUUGAACAACCUGCCCCUAUGGCGAGUGGCUAUGGCGGCGGUGUCAUGACCGUGCCACAGCACGACUCCCUUCCAAUGGUGGAAGGUUGUGGCAAGGCUCGAGAGCAGCAGCCGCCAGCACGCACUCGGAUGUCCUCGUUCGGGGACGACAAUGACCUGGCGGAGGAACUGCCGCCCAACUGGAGCCUGCGCCGGUUCCAGGAGAAGGCCAAGAGCGUCCUCUUGGAGUACUAUGUGUCUCUUGCGCUGGAUGACACGGUGCUCUCCGCCCAGGAGCUGCUGGCUGCCUGCCCCUCACAGGCUGACGAGCUGGGGGUAGUGGCAAUCCAGGUCGCCCUGGACCAAGGGAAGGACGCCUCUACAGCGGUGGUGAAGCUGUUCGACGCCCUGAGCAGGUCGAAGAGCUUGGACCGGUCAGCCUUGAUCCGCAGCUUCGAAGAAAUAUUUUGCACCCUGGAGGACCUGAAGAUUGAUGCUCCCUAUGCCGAGAAGGGCAUCCUGGAGAUCCUUCAGGGAUGCAUAGAGGUCGGCUGCAUCGAGAUGAAGCUUCUCACAAAGCUUCCGGAGACAUUGCUUCGCGCCGGCCUUGCCUGUGAAGAGGGCUUGCUGUCCGGCGACUUCCGCGAUAUGCUGUCGAAGACGGUUUCUGAGCUGAAGGGGUUCAAGCAAGCAGCCCAGCGCUGCAUCGAGGAGUACUAUGUCAGCCUGAAUGCCGAGGAGGUGGGCACCGUUCUGCGGGAGCUGAACAUGAAGCCAUACCACCACGAGUUUGUGAAAAAGGCAGUGAUCAUGUCCUUCUCCCAGCCCACAGAGUUGGCUGGUCGGGAGGCAGUCCUGACCUUGCUGACGGCUCUCAGCAGGGAGGCGGGUCUCUCCAAGGAUGACAUCCAGUGGGGUACCACACGACUGCUGGGCUCGGUGUCUGACCUCAGCCUGGACUACCCCCGCUGUUCAGAAAUGCUCACAGAAGUCAUCAUCAGGCUUCUCACAGACGAGCUCGUGAGUGUGCCAUUCUUGCGGCGUUGCCGCCUCCUGCGUAUCGGAGAUGGCGCCGGGCUGAAAGUGCUCGAGGCGGUGCAGCGGCGCACCCCCGAGUACAGCAAGAAGCAGCUGAGCACCGCUGCUUUCAAGCGAGAGAUCAAGGAGAUGAUCCUGGAGUACUUUGAUUCAGGAGAUCACGAAGAGUUCGGCCGCUGCAUCCGCGAGCUGACGCCCUUGUCCUCGGAGCAGAGCGCCGAGCUGGUCCGCAAGACCAUGGUCUUUGCCAUGGAGCGCACCGCGGCGGAGUGUGAGCUUUCGCUGAAGCUGCUGAUUUGGAUUAGCCGAAAUGAGGAGCUCAGCGGCCAGGAGAUUGAGAACGGCUUUGACGACAUGUACAGGCACAUGCCCGACAUUCUGCUUGAUGUGCCGGAUGCGGAGGAGAUGGCACGGAGCUUUGUCGUUGAGGCCAUGAAGAACAAGGUGCUUCGGGAGAGCUGGCCGGACCCAGAGGAGCCAGAGUGAAGUGCGGAACAGGCGAGGGCGAGUUGCGCAGAGCGACGCGUGCAGACUCGGAAAGUGGCAGUGGGGCCCAAAGGAAGGAGUUGUUCG